UCUGUUAAAAACUAUAAAAGAGUUAAAACAUUUCUUUGUCUUUUUUUUUAAAUAUAUAAAACAUUUCUUUGUCUUUAUCUUCUCUUUAAUAAAAAAUUAUACAGAAAACUUUUAAAAAUAGCACUAUGCAAUACACAUGUUUGAUACCUUACAUCAAAGAUGUAGACUGUCAUUUUCUAAUGUAGCACAUGAAGCAUUUUGAAGUCACUGUAUCUUUUUCGUAGUAGCCUGGACAGACUCUACAUACGAAUAAAAUUUUCAUAUCUCUUUGAGUCUGCGUUGAAUCCGCUGAAAGUAUAAUGUUUUCUAUAGCUGAGCCCCUUUUCCAUAAUUACGUAAAUUAUAUAAAAUAAUCUUGUGUCUCAUAGUGGGGUGAUUUUGGUUUUCGCGGUACGAAUAGAUUACUGAAACACAUGUGAGACAUAUGCCUUUCUGAUUUCACGAUAAUCAACAUUAAAGAGAAUUCUCAAUAGGAGAUUGAUGUAAAUUAUACCCUACGUUGAAAUUGAAAUACUACAUAGAUACUGAAAUUCGCUUUUGUAAUAAUAGCAGCAGGGAAUAAGAGAGAGGGAAUGCAUGAUAUUGAUCAGUUCUUUCAAGAUUCAGAUUACAACAUUCUUCGAGUACUAUUAGGUGCCGUUGGUCUAUGGCCUUUUCAUACGCGAAACAGGCGUUAUACAAUAUACAUUGUAAUAAUGUUAUUACUCGGAUCUGCCUUAUUAUUCCAGCUAUUGGAUAUCAUUGCAAUCCGAAAUGAUUUCUUCGCAGUAAUCAAUACCAUACCGUUCAUAUUGCACUUUAUUAUAGUCAUAAAUAAAGCAAUCUGUUCGAUAUACAAAUUACCACAGAUAAAAAUACUUCUAAUAAUGAUGUACGAGUACCGUAUUUCUCCCAAAUCGGAUGAGGAAACUAAGCUACAGAAUUUGCACUCGCAAUAUGGGCGAAAGUUAAGCUACACUUACAUGGGUUGUCUAAUAGGCUUUUACGCUCUUUAUUAUUUAAUUGAUACAUUAUCGGUAAGAACUAUCCGUACGAAAUACAACGAGACUGAAGAGUUAUCAAACAAAACGCUGCAUUACCAGAUAUCAGGAAUAUCUAGUUCAAUUAAUUCUACAUUGGUUGAUGAAGACACGGAAUCCCUUCCAAUUUUUAUACAUUUCUUCAUGUGUGAUUGUGUAGCCAUAAUUUUAAUAAUCGUAUCCGAUGUUCUAUAUGUAACAGUGACCGAGUACUGCUGCGGUUUGUUUGCAGCUUUGAGAUAUCGGUUGGAAUUUGCGUUAAUAUUUGAUAACAAUGAAUUAACAAUAACAGAGGAUAAAUCUUACUCCAAUAUCGUGUACAGUAUUCGCAGACACAUAGAAUCAAUACAAUUUGUUACUAACAUGGAGUCAGUACUUAGCUUAAAUCUUUUUGUUCAAACGGGAUCGUUCGUACUUAUUAUAGCUUUACUGGUAUACGAGGUGACAAACAUAGGAAUCUUCAUGGGAAGAAGUUACAUUGUAAAAGCUGUUGCUUAUUUAAACUUUGUUUUAAUUAACGUAUUCUUUGAAAAUUGGCUGGGUCAGAAAAUUAUAGAUUCUAGCGAAAAAGUGUUUGAAUCCGUGUAUAACGCAGAGUGGUACAGUAUGCCGAUAAUAACGAGAAAGCUUCUCAUAAUGCUGAUGAUGAAAACGGAAAAACCAUUGAUGUUAAAAAUGGGUAAACUCUUUGAAUUGUCAUUUGCAACUUUUAAUACGAUUUUGCGUACAUCAUCGUCAUACUUUAUGCUACUACAAUCUCUGUAAUGGAUAUUUUGAACGUAAUUAGUAAUAUUUACAUUAUUACAUAUUAUCACAUUCUAAUACAAUAGAUAAAAAUCUUGUAAGAUCACACAUUGACAAAAUAACUUUCCUUCCAGUGCCUUUUUAUGUGGGUACUUAAAUAAAAC
Messenger RNA from Monomorium pharaonis (pharaoh ant), 1927 nucleotides. Its product is annotated as odorant receptor Or2. Lineage: Eukaryota; Metazoa; Arthropoda; Insecta; Hymenoptera; Formicidae. Gene Ontology annotation, biological process: sensory perception of smell; detection of chemical stimulus involved in sensory perception of smell. The record is from RefSeq and is a predicted model, not a curated record. Gene Ontology annotation, cellular component: plasma membrane. The coding region runs from base 573 to 1784 and encodes 403 amino acids. Gene Ontology annotation, molecular function: odorant binding; olfactory receptor activity. The transcript is spliced from 9 exons.